Molecule: messenger RNA, 432 nt
Organism: Arachis stenosperma
Lineage: Eukaryota; Viridiplantae; Streptophyta; Magnoliopsida; Fabales; Fabaceae
Product: lysine-rich arabinogalactan protein 19-like
Exons: 1
Coding region: 1-432 (143 amino acids)
Source: RefSeq, a predicted model, not a curated record
AUGGGAACCCUAAUACGCGAAGAACGUUGCGCCGCAGCGCACUUCCCCCCAUUUCCCAUUCUUCUUCCUCCUCUCAACCCCCAUAACCACCACCUCAACCUUUCCGGCCACCACCUCCGGCCAACGCACACACUCUCUCAACCACCACCACGUCCCUCUCUCUCGCCCCUCCACUCACUCCCUUUCUCCCUCCACUCCGGCUCUCUCCACUCCACUCACUCCCUUUGUUCGCGGCCACCACCGCCGCCGUCCACCGCAGCCGCCAUUGCUCCUCACUCGCCCUUUCCUUCAUUCACUUCGUCUUCUCCCAUACACUCCCUCUCCUCUCUCUCUUUUGGCCGAACCCCCGCCGCCGCUCAUCUUUCCGGCCACCGUCCACGGCGGCGCAGCUCCUGGCCUAUUCCACCCCCCCAAUUUCAUUUCCAUCCCUAG